Molecule: messenger RNA, 1123 nt
Organism: Orbicella faveolata
Lineage: Eukaryota; Metazoa; Cnidaria; Anthozoa; Scleractinia; Merulinidae
Product: vacuolar ATPase assembly protein VMA22-like
Biological process (GO): vacuolar proton-transporting V-type ATPase complex assembly
Source: RefSeq, a predicted model, not a curated record
AUAAUAAGUCAAACUGAGUGAGCUGGAAGCAUCGCCCGCAUAACUUUUCGAAAGACUGGAGCGAGUGUCGUCAGGACACGACACUCAUCCCCAGUCUCUCCCGCUAACAUUCCAAGAUGGAGGACAUUUGUAGCCAGCUUGACCAACUCACGAUUGAAUUUUUCGACAUUCUCGAACGACUUCACGAGAAGAGAGAAUAUCUGAACGAUGCAAUAAGAGAUGGCCAUCUCAACUUGUCAAAGGCGCGUUAUUCAAUGGGAAACAAGUCCGUGGGAGCUUUGCAAUACAGUCAUAAAAUGGACCAUGCCUUGUAUCACAUUGGAGGUGUUUACUCCGAAGAACAAUCAGAGGACACCUGUAUGGCAUUUGAGCUGAAGAAAUCUGCGCCUGGAAAAGUAAUGGAAACUUUAAAAGCUGAUAUUGAUGAAAAGGAUGAGGAGAGAAACGUUCUCAGGAGGCGAAAACCACAAAAAUCGGACAGUUUGAACGAUGAAAUUACAGGCAUUGAGGAAUUGAGUCUUUCCAAAGGGGAAAAAUUACCAUUAGAAAGUUCCAGUAAUGGCUUUGUACAAGAUCCCCUUAAAUGGUUUGGAAUUUUGGUUCCUGGAUGUUUAAGAACGGGUCAAAAGAACUUUCAGAGCGCCAUUGAACUAAGCUGUGAGAUGGUAAACCUCGAAAUCAAGUUGAAAGAAAUAAUACAGAAGUUUAAGGCUUUAAAAACUCGUAAAAGAGAACUCAUUUUCGAGGAAAGUAAAAAGUCCCAAGAUGUUGAGGCUUAAGAUUUAUCUUUCCAGAAGGAAAGCAGAAUUUAUUUUGUAAUUAAUCAGCUAUUUGCUGUUAACUUGAUGUAGCCUUUAUGUGGUUAAAUAUUCAUGUGUGUUCAGGUACCAAAAAGAAAAAAAAAUUAAUCUUUAGGUAGAGGAAGUAAAUUGUGCUUGAAAUUAAGGGUUAACUGCCCUAAAUUCUCCAGUAUAGUAUCAAACUUAAUUUCAUAUAUUUGCAUACAUGCAUUUAAUGACUAGAUGAGAAUCUAGUGUAAAAUUUCAAGAAUCCUAAUUAGUAUCCUCAGGGACAAGAGACUGGUACAUGUAGUGGAAAACUAAUAAUAAAAACAUAAGCCAAA